AUGGAGGAAAAGAGCGACUUUGGGACUGAUAAGAGUGAGGCGGUGCACGCUGAGUUCUCGUUGGUUGGAAACCAUGUAUCUGCGCAGAUUCCUCGGGUUACUUGGUGGAGACACCCUGGCUUGCGGAAGUUGUAUAUCAUGAUGCCAAUUCUCUUUCUGGGGUCUUCCACAAAUGGCUAUGAUGGGUCUCUCUUGAACGGGUUGCAGACAAUGACCCCGUGGCAAGAGUAUUUUGGAAACCCCAGCGGCUCUACAUUGGGUCUCUUCACAGCUAUACAGAACAUUGGCGGUGUUUGCGCCCUGUUCUUCUCAUCUUACGUCGCCGAUCUAUGUGGACGAAAACGAGGCGUGGCCAUUGGCCUAGUAGUUCUUUUUGUGGGAACCAUCAUUCAGGUCGUCCCAUCCGUUAAUUCGGGCAUGUUUCUUGCAGGAAGAUUCCUGGUAGGCCUAGGGUCAAACGUGAGCCAAGGAUCUGCGCCGUUGCUCAUCACUGAGCUUGCUCACCCCCAGCACCGCGGAAAACUGACAACAAUGUAUAACACACUUUGGUAUGUCGGUGCUAUCGUCGCAGCCUGGACUGUGUUUGGGACAAUCAAGUACACAUCAGAGGCAUCGUGGAGAAUUCCAGUCGGUAUGCAAGCCGUAAUGCCUCUCGUUCAGUUCAUGGGAAUAUGGUUUCUCCCGGAGAGUCCACGCUGGCUCUGUGCACAGAAUCGCCCAGAGGAGGCCUUCGAGGUAUUGAUCAAAUAUCACGCAAGUGGUGAAAGAAAUGACCCUUUCUGUGCAUUUGAAUUCCACGAAAUCCAAGAGACAAUCCGCAUGGAAAAGGAGAACUCCCAGAAUGGGUAG
Messenger RNA from Penicillium atrosanguineum, 849 nucleotides. Its product is annotated as transcriptional regulator family TF. Gene Ontology annotation, molecular function: carbohydrate:proton symporter activity. Gene Ontology annotation, biological process: carbohydrate transport; transmembrane transport. Gene Ontology annotation, cellular component: membrane. The coding region runs from base 1 to 849 and encodes 282 amino acids. The transcript has 6 exons. The record is from RefSeq and is a predicted model, not a curated record. Lineage: Eukaryota; Fungi; Ascomycota; Eurotiomycetes; Eurotiales; Aspergillaceae.